AUGAGCUCCACCACUACUCCCCCGGCCUCCUACUCAUCGCUUCCCUUCAAAGACAUCACCGUCUCUCACGUCCCUGCUAAUUCCACAACUGCAACCAAAGUUCUCAUCUUAGCCUUCAACCGCCCCGAGAAGUACAAUGCCGUGACUGAGAAUCUGCUGACUGAGGUCGAGAGCGUCUAUAAUCUUGUUAAUACCGACGAGCGGGUCCGCGCCGUCAUCCUCACCGGUGCUGGCCCCGCCUUCUGUGCUGGAGCUGACUUGGAGGUUGGUUUCGCCGGCCUACUUGCGCACAAGGAGAGCGAAGAGUCAAUCAACAGGUUUAGGGACCAAGGUGGUCGUGUCGCUCUGGCCAUAACAAGGUGCAUUAAGCCUACCGUCGUCGCCUUAAACGGUCCUGCUGCUGGCUUUGGCCUUACUAUCACACUCCCUGCCACAAUCCGCGUCGCUUGGUCAGGCGCAAAAGUAGCACUCCCCUUUUCCCGACGAGGACUAACGCUCGAAUCAUGCAGCGCGUUCUUCCUGCCUCGCCUUGUUGGGCUGUCAAACGCUAUGCACCUCGCCACCACGGGUUCUACUUAUCUCGCAUCGGAUCCUCUGGUCAGUGGGCUGUUCUCGAAGCUUCUCCCCACUCCUCAGGAGACGGUCUCGUACGCAAUUGACCUUGCAACCGACAUCGCGGAGAACACUUCGGUAGCCAGCACAAAGCUAAUCCGGGAUAUGAUGCUCUACUGCCCUGCUACGCCGGAAGACACCCAUGUGCUGGAUUCAAGGGUCUUCAUCUCUAUUGUCGGUUCGAGGGAUAACAUGGAGGGGGUGAAGAGUUUCAUGAAGAAGAGGAAGCCGCAGUUUAGCGGGGCGAUGGAUGAGAAUGAAUUUCCUUUCUGGCCCUGGUGGAAUGCUGGGGAAAGGGAUUUCACACGCCAGGCUGACGGCAAACUCAAAGCAAAUAUCUGA
Molecule: messenger RNA, 954 nt
Organism: Daldinia loculata
Lineage: Eukaryota; Fungi; Ascomycota; Sordariomycetes; Xylariales; Hypoxylaceae
Product: ClpP/crotonase
Exons: 2
Coding region: 1-954 (317 amino acids)
Source: RefSeq, a predicted model, not a curated record